Molecule: messenger RNA, 784 nt
Organism: Andrographis paniculata
Lineage: Eukaryota; Viridiplantae; Streptophyta; Magnoliopsida; Lamiales; Acanthaceae
Product: probable calcium-binding protein CML18
Exons: 3
Coding region: 151-600 (149 amino acids)
Biological process (GO): defense response
Molecular function (GO): calcium ion binding
Source: RefSeq, a predicted model, not a curated record
UUGGGGAGAAGUGCUCGCUCAAGGAUUGCCGGAAAAUGAUCAGCUCCGUCGACGUUGAUGGCGACGGUUGCGUGAAUUUCGAGGAAUUUAAGAAGAUGAUGACUAGAGCAUCGUGAUCAUCGCGAGUAGUGUACUUUUCCGACUGCCAAAAUGGCCUCCAACCAAAUCGAGAGCGUCGACAUCACUUCUUCAGUGAAAGCCUCGCCGGACAAGUUCUACAACUUUUUCAAAUUCGAAAUAAACGACCUCCUAAAAAUAGUCCCCACGGUCUUCAUCGGGGUAAAGCUCCUCGAAGGCGAGGAAGGCAAAGUCGGAUGCGUCAAGCAAUGGAACUACAUCCUCGGCGCAAUCCCAAUGAGUGCAAAAUUGAAGCUUACGGCGCUAGAUGAUACUGCAAAAACCAUAACAUUCUCGGUGUUGGAGGGAGAUUUGUUGGUAUUGUACAAGAGUUUCGUGGCUAGCCUUGAAUUCACCGAGGGGUUCGCCAAAUGCACAUUUACCUACGAGAAAUCUACGCUCCUUUCCCCGCCUCCGGAGGCUUAUGUUGUUAUUGUUAAAUCCAUCUUCAUGUUGCUCGAUGCUUAUCUUCUCCUCGUCUAAAUUAAAAGCCACUCUCAUCCAUUUUCACUCGUAUACAUAUGCAUGUUUGCGCGUUUAAUAAGUGUCCCUAUUCGAUCUCGCGUUUAAAUUUCUAUUCCUCUUAACAUUCCCUCGAUUUCGCAUCAUUUGUACUUGCAUUGCUUGUGUUUUGAAUAAAAUUGUGUUGAAUUUGUUUCUUGUUUUC